Pleuronectes platessa (European plaice) is the source of this 5357-nucleotide messenger RNA. RefSeq names its product zinc finger protein 365 (gene znf365). Bases 159 to 1547 code for a protein of 462 amino acids. The record is from RefSeq and is a predicted model, not a curated record. NCBI's taxonomy places the organism in Eukaryota, Metazoa, Chordata, Actinopteri, Pleuronectiformes, Pleuronectidae. Gene Ontology annotation, biological process: regulation of double-strand break repair via homologous recombination; regulation of DNA strand resection involved in replication fork processing; telomere maintenance. Gene Ontology annotation, cellular component: centriolar satellite. The transcript is spliced from 6 exons.
AUGUGUGUCCCUCUCUAAAUUAAUCUGUGACCCCUCUCCUCUGGAGGAGUGACGUCAUGCGGCUGCCUCCUCGGUGUGUGUCCGAUAUGAUGACUCCUCCGCACGGUCACAGUUAAACCUUCACCCCGCUGCCGUUCAUCCCCCGUCGGUGUAGCGUGAUGCAGCAGAAGUUGUGUUCCAGAGGUUGUAGUUCUUUCCUCUUAGAGCGGAAUGGCCAGGCCUGCGGCGCUGGCACCGACCCCAUCACCUGCUGCGACCUCCCCUUCCGCUGCCCCCGCUGUGGCGAGCUGGAGCGCUUCCACAGCCUGGCCUCGCUCCGCGCCCACCUGGAGUACCGCCACUCGUACCGCUCACCGGACGUGGACAACAGCAGCUUCAGCAUCACUGGCCAACUCCCUGACCCCCUGACCGCAGCGAUUCCCUGGCACGACAUGAGCCUCCCGACACGCAGGGGGCAGCAGAGCACAUGGCGGCCACCCCACGUACGCUCCCUCAGUGACAGCAGGGACAGCGGGUACCUCCACUCCUACAGGUCUGUGAGGAGGCGGACCCAGAGCGUCGGGGUGGGUACGCAGGCAGAGGAUGAGGAGGCAGAGGAAGAUGAAGAGGACGAAGACGAGGAGGAUGAAGAGGACGAGGAGGAAGACGAAGAGAGAGAUGGAGGCAGAAAUGAAGAGGAUAUUAAAAUGGAAAAGUCCGAUUCAGGAUACCAUAACUUCCUGUUUCGGCCUCUUGCUCAUCUCGGACAACCGGCAGACCUGGACACGGUUCUGGAUCCAGACCUGAACCUGGUCGAGCAGAACUACUAUGCUGGUCUGGAGACAGCGGCAGCCUCGGCGGCAGUGCGGCGGCGACUGGCCAGCAUCCUGCGGGCGGCCGACAGCACCAUGCAGCGGCGGCUGGCCAAGGUGAGCACGGAGCUGGCCCAGACGGACACAGAGCUGCUGUGUGAACGCGCUCACUCGCAGCACCUGGCCCAGGAGAGGCAGGAGGUGGCCGAGCGGGAGCGGUCGCUGAGCCGGCAGGUGGACGUCGCCGUGAUGGUGAUCGCCGCGAUGAGGGAGCAGCUCAACGCCUCCGAGAACGAACUGGAGCGACGAGAGAGGGAGGUGAUAACCAUCCAGAAGUUUCUGGAAGCAGUGGCUCGACAGGAGACGAGUGGUAAAGUUCGAAUCCAGCGCUUCAUCGAGGACCUGCUUAGACGCAUUGCUCUGGCCGAGAGGCUGGUGGAGUACUACCAGGUUAACGGCAGUCCGCCCCAGUGCAACCACUACAAGCACCACCAGCAGCCAACUGAUAACGGACCUCACAGAAUCACUAAAAGCAGGUCAGCAGGAGGUCAACUGUCCUCGUCUUGUUUCCACGACAGCAGGACGCCCUUGUCCUCCCAGUGCAGCGGCUGCCCUCCGUUCUCCACGCCGGGUGCUGAACGAGACCGGGAGCACAUGGAGCGGCUGGCCCAGUCGUCCAGGCUCUUCUGCCGACCCGAACACAGAGACGACAUCUGGAACCACCAGCGCCGCCGGUCCGCCGGGUACGAGGCCUAGAUGUGUAGGGAGACGCCAGGGAGGGGGGGGGGGGUCAGUGGGUAAAACCUUUUUACACAAUUACUUUAUUUCAGUAUGAUAAGCUUGGGAAAAGUUUAAACUUUGGAAUAGUUAAGUUUCAAUCAAUCCUUACUGAAGGAACAUGUGCAGAUUAUUAUUAUAUUUAAUAUAUACUUAUUAUUAUUAUUAUUAUUUGGACAAUCUUGGUUUUCCCAGUGAUGCUGGCGACUCGUCCUCUCCUCUGGUCGAACCCUCACAUCUCGGCCUGGUUCUCCCUAAAACUCCCCAUCAGUCCAGUUAUCUUCCUCCUGUCUGUGCUUAUUAAGGUCAAACUGCUGCAGUUAUCCUGAUGAGUUGAUUGAACUAUCUGGAACUUCCUCCCCCAACAGAACUUUCUUGAAACUUUGAAUGAAGAUUAGGUUCAUUUAAACUUGGAGCGUUGCCCUGUGAUGAUAGAGGAAACCGUGGAGUUCCUGUGGUGCUUCUGUUAUCAUCAUCCGACCAAUGAGGCAGGAAAUCAUUAAGUCAGUGAUUGGAACAUGGACCAUUUCUAAAAAAUGGACAGAGACUCCAAGUUUAGAAAGUGGAGCCAACAAGGUCACUGCAUCCUUGAUUCUGUGUGAUGACUGCUGUCCAAUGAGUGCAGGUGUAGGUGGGCCUGCAGUGUCCUCCAGAUCGAAGUCAGGCUCCACCCCCUGCUCCAAACCAGGGGGUGAUGUCGCCUCGCUGCUCUGAUUUGCUUUGUUAGGCACAGACAUGACUUUGAUGACAUCAGAUCUGGGUCGAGCUCAUUGUUCACGUGAUUCUUGGCUUUCGCUCGAGUGUGUGAGCUUCACUACAUGAGGACCAACACGGAAAGUUUCUGAUAGCUGUACAUAACGUUAGAUACAUGUUGACUUAAAAUGAUUUAUUGUGAUUUAUAUGCUUCCUUACAGUUGGUCCUUCUGUACGCAGCUAACCCGCCCGCCAGUCUGUUCCCAGAGCAGGAUGUUAAACCAGAGAUAUGGUGGAGGCUAAAAUCAGAUAUGCACAAGUAUAAGCCGCCUGUUUAUAAGGAGCAGUGCAACAUUUCUGGGAAGGAAAGCUUGCGUCCCGCCCUAGAUCAGCAUCAGAUGAGAAGAUAGAAAUCUGUAUCAUCUCUCUGCGUCCAGUGCACAGAGGAUUCAGGCCCUGUUAGCCUAGCUUAGCACAAAGACUGGAUGGAGAGGGAAACUGCUAGCCUUGGUUGAUGACUACAAAGUGACUGUAAAGCUUCCUCAUCGAGCCACAAACUAAUUCAGACAUUUUACCACUUUAAAGAAUCAGGAUCCUGAUGUUCAGUAUUUUUAUUCUCCUCAACAAAAAUCUGAAAAAAACCUUAAACCAGUCUUUGUGCUAAAGCUUUGGAGAACUGGUUUUAUCCUCCAUUGCAUGUUUUUCUGAUAACAGAAGUCACGUUCAUGCAGCUCGGCCAAGUUCUGCAGGACACCACACACGCAGUAUAACGAAUGUACCGAGUUAAUGCUCUAGCUCAUGCCGAAAGAGACGCUCCGUUCUGAGACCUGACUCUCGUCCCGUAGACGUCGUAUCAAACACUUUCAUCCGAAGUGACUUAUCAGUGCCGUGAAUACAUCCAGUUCAUCUGCAGUAAACUAAACAAGUCGUGGCGGCUUCUUUGAUACCAUCGUUCCUCUGGUUACGUGCCAUGUUUUUGCACUCAUCCAAUCAUAAGAAUGUAAAUGUAAAAGAUGGUAUUUGGUGUAAAAUGUACCUUUUUAGUUUCCGUUGACAGUGUUAAUAGAUAUUUUAUAUUCAAAGCAAUUAUGUGUCGUCAAGUGGAAGUAGUCGUCCUUUAACUUGGCAGAACAUUCACCUGAGUCACAAAGCAUUUUUUAUUUUUAAGCCCGGUGUCUGCAAGGUCCUGUGAACGUCUUCAAAUUAGUGUUUAACUGGAACAUGUAUCAUCAGCGGAUAGUUAACUUCACUAAGGUGAUCAAAGUGUUUGAUGGAUCUUGCAGACACCUCCCAGAGGUCGAGGCAGCGUCCACACUGACACGUCUUUAUUUUUUAAAUGAAAGUUAUCUCCGUAUACUUGAACGUUUGAGCUUCAUGUCAGAAAAGAUGAAUCAGGAAGUAGAUUGUUUCCUCUGCAGUUGGUUGCUUUGUUACAGAAGAAGGGGGGGGGGGGGGGUAGGAGGAACAGCGAUGAUGAAAAGUAAGAGCACUUUUUCUUUUCUUGGACGAUGACGAGGUGGAGCUGUUACUGACAGUCGCCGUCCCUCAUUCCUGUUAUUUUCUAAAACUAAGCAACCACCUGCAGAGUAAACAAUCAACUUCCUGUUUACAACAUAUGACCAGUGUAGUUGAACGGUCAUGUGACAUUUGGUUUCCAGUGUGUUAGUGUGGACGGAGAUUAUUUCUGGAUUAGUUCACGUUUAAAAACGCAGUUUAAAUCCUGUUAGUGUGAACGCAGCCUGACCAGUGGUUGUGCCAAUCAUAUUUUUCUUAUUUUCACAUUUAUUAAAAUCUAAUAUAUAUAUUAUAUAUAUUAAAUCAUUUUAAUUGUAUUUAUUGGAUGUUGCUAAUAUUAUUAAGCCAGAUAAUGUUCUGUACUUUUGUUUUUCAUCACUUUAACAAACCAAGUCGGACUGAAUUUGAUAAUUUGUUGUCACCUGAUGCUACUUGUUAAAUGGAAAAACCGUAUAUUUAGAAUAAAAAGCAUUAGUUUUCUGUUGAAAGGCUUCGUGGAGGUGAAAGUGGAUUCGUUGAGGUUUCCCUUAAUCUGCUUCUCAACACGUGAGAACCUGAUCUGAUAGAUUUGGACCAAUUAUCAACGAGGAUGUGAGAGAUUUGAGAUCUGUGUCAGUUAACUAGACUUUAGCAGUGAUGAUGUGAAGUGUUGCUGCUGCUGUGGAUUAAAAACCCUGCUGCUCUCGGAAGAACCUGAAAGAACCAAGAACACAGAGACUCAGUCUUUGUUUUUAGAUUUGAAUGAACUGAUGACUUCAUGUUGACUCAACAUCCGUCGGACGUAAUAAUUAUAAAAACUUUUAUUCUUUUUUAGACCAGCCGUCCUUGGCCGAGGUGAUCACUGAGUUGAAGGGUUUUUAUGCAAACAGCAGCUUAACUCUUGACGUGUGUGUCUGGUUUGUGUGUCUGGUAAACUGAUUUCUGUUGUCGAGUUUCUGGUGCUCAGUCUUUGGAAGUUGGUAGAAGAUGCAUGACGCAGCUCAACAACUACUACAUAUGUAGCUAUUGUGUUACUGUGAAAGCAUGCUCCAUAUGUAGCAAAGAGUACUUAUAAAAUACUGUUAUCUUGUACUAUGUGUACUUUUGUAGCAGAGCGAGGUCUAUUUUAACGGUGUUUGAAGGAGAGUUGCACUAAGCGUGGAGCUGUUGGGUUUGACACGACGAAGGAGUUGUGUUCUGGACAAUCAGCACGGGUCAGGCACAGGUGUGGAAAAGUCUGGAAAAUACACUUCCUGUGGAAAACGUGCUGGACCUUUGAAAGGAAGAGGAAACAGACGAGGCUGAAAACACAAUCGAAAGCAAGUUACUGUCGGAUCUUUCCUCCCUCACGAUUGGUGGAGAUGGAGGGAUUUUUUAUGUUGUGUGAAACUGUUUCCCGGCCGAGUUUAAACCUCCUCGAGUUCGUCAUGAUUGUCCGUAGGGAUUUCGUUUGCAGAAGUGAUCUCUAGUUUUGUGCCUUCACUCCAAACCUCCGUCGUCUGUAUAACACUGUGCAAAAUGCAAUACUGUGAAGAGCUGGAUAACGUUUUCUGUUCUGUGUGGACACCAUGGAAGAUUAAAGAAAAAACAUGACACCAACAA